Molecule: messenger RNA, 1381 nt
Organism: Hymenoscyphus albidus
Lineage: Eukaryota; Fungi; Ascomycota; Leotiomycetes; Helotiales; Helotiaceae
Source: the annotation of a GenBank genome assembly
CUUUGGCCAUGAAAGACUUUGCGCUUUUCGAUCCCAACUCCCAACCACUAACGACUAACUCUUCCAACAGAUGAUGCGCAGGACACUGACACUGGCGACCUGAUUUAUCUUUGCACCCCUCGGUUCUGCAUGUUGCAAGGUGCAAGUUGAAGGCUCAUCAUGGCGAGCGCCAGUACGCCAGGCAGCGUGCCGAAGGCCAUGUCCUCGCGCCUGUUGACCAUGAAAUUCAUGCAAAGAGCGGCGGCCUCUCCCACCUCCCCGUCGCCCUCUACGCCAGACGAACCUCCAAAUAAGCGCCGCAAAAAGAAUGGAGAUGCGUCCCCUUCGCCCUUCAGCGUGGAUGCUCUAGCGGACCAAAGAGCUGUACAAAAAGCACUCGCGGAGGAGGAAGCUAUACGGCAGGUUGCACUUGAAAGACAGGCCGCUGAAGCUGGUGAUACAAGAUGGGUGUUAAGCUUUGAGGAUGACGGCCCUCAGGCCGCAUCUCCUACUAUGGCAUUACGGGUGGUUCAGACGGGCUAUGCCAACCUCGACAGCAUAUCGUCACACCAGAUCAGAACAGAGGAGGAUGAGCCACAAGACAAACCCAUCAUGGUUGGAAGGCGGAGCUUUGGCAAGUUCAACCGUGUUCUCGAGGUACCUAAUCUAUCUCCGCUCUCAUGUGUUUUUCACUUUUGUUGACCAUCGCGCUAGAAGCAACAAGACCCCACACUGGAGGAUUCCUCCGACUCCGAUGAAAGCGAAAAUGACGGUUCAGAAGACGAUGCUGAUGGCGACUCGGACGAUCCCAUGAACAACCUCAUCAAAACUUCUCGCGCAGAAGCUACACAACGUUUAAAGGCGGAGCGCAAAGCAAAGAAGAAGGCGGAAAAAUCAAAGACGGCAGAUCUGGCGAAGCAACGGAAGAAGAAAGCCGUCAAUCUGAAUGGUUUGACAUCUCUAUCGGGAUCCCAAUCGAGAUCUUCAUCUGGACCUUCAGGACCUCCACGCGGACCUUGUUAUUCGUGUGGUGGACCCCAUAUGAGAGCAGAAUGUCCAGAUAACAAGAGAAGAUACCCAGGAGGAGAUGAUGACGGACGACCAAGAAAAUCAAUACGAUCACGAUGAAUGGGGAUCCUCUGAGUUGAUAACGGUUACCUGGACGUCAAGAUACUUGAGCCUGGUUGGGGGCCAUGAAAGUCGAUGAGGGGUAUGUGUGGACCAUGCCACCAGGUAUUGCCCCAAAACAGCAAUCAGAACUUGAAUAGUGGUGCAGCCAUCUGAGUGGUUGAAAAAUGCAGUGCAUUCUGAUUCAAUUGUAUACAUCUGAGCAUUUCUACGUACAUAGGACCUGGGUUACUGAAAACACUAGACCUUUUUUUAAUACAUCUUUCACGAUCCA